Messenger RNA from Symbiodinium natans, 750 nucleotides. The record is from the annotation of a GenBank genome assembly. Lineage: Eukaryota; Dinophyceae; Suessiales; Symbiodiniaceae.
GGCAGCGUCGGCAACCCUGUGAGCCCGCUCCGUCAGGGGCGCAGCAAAAGCCAGAUGAGUGCCAGCAGUGGCGGAUUCAGCGACGUGUCGGACGUCGGAGGCGGCACGAGUCCGCUCUCGCCCACUCUGGGGGCUCUUUAUCGCACCUCCAGCAAGGAGUCGCGCCGAGCCAGCAAAGAUCGCCGGGAUAGCAGAAAUAGUGCGCACAGUGAUAGCGCAAUGUCUGACAUCUCCGAUGCUCCGGCCCUCCACACGAUGGACCACGCCCAGGUGUGUGCUUUGGCCUCGGUGGAUGAGGAGGACGACCGGCAGAUCGAAGCAUCGCCGCGCGGCGGCGCGCAUCCUCCGCCGCUGGCACCGCCGGUGCCCAUAGCCGCUCAGAUCCCGCGACCUGAUGGCGAGGUGCCUGCCCAUGGCGAGGAUGAGGAGUUCACUGAUCUGGCUUUGAGAGCAAGCGUUUCAGGCACCUUCUCCGGGGGCCUAAUGUCCCAGCCCGCGAGCCCCAGCUUCCCGUUGGCCCUGCUUGGAAUUGCUCUUCCUGGCGUAGAUGCGGAGCCGCCCAUCGACUCGCAUCGCACCAACAACUCGGACUGUGUCAGUGGCAUCCUCCGGGAUCUUGAGUUCGAGAAGGGCCUCAUCGGGGGCCAGGACGACGAUCACGUGCAGUCCAGGCAGACGGAGCCGACAGUCGGCGGCACCGAUUCCCUGCUGGACGUGAUGCAUCACGAGCUCGGGCUUCCCUCGCCGUAG